Mustela erminea (ermine) is the source of this 882-nucleotide messenger RNA. RefSeq names its product translation initiation factor IF-2-like. The transcript has 2 exons. The coding region runs from base 79 to 633 and encodes 184 amino acids. The record is from RefSeq and is a predicted model, not a curated record. Lineage: Eukaryota; Metazoa; Chordata; Mammalia; Carnivora; Mustelidae.
CCGCUGCGGUGGCCGCUGGUCCUCGCGUUCAGGUUUUAUAUAGCCCGCGGGCGCACCCCCCCGCGCCGCCCCGCAGGAAUGUCGCUCCCCUUCUCGAGCCAUAUUUGGGUGUUGGGCACUAGAGCCCCCUCCCCCAGCCGGCUCGCGGCCUGGGCCCCCGCCCGGGUCCCCUGCGCUGACCAAAGAAGGAGCGGCCUGGCCCAAGCCCAGACCUGCAAAACCCCACACGCGGCUAGAAGGAGGAGGGAGCCAUGUCUCAGUGAUGCGACAGAGGGGAUGGGGGCAGGAGUCACACCCAGUGUCCUAGGAACGGAAGGAAGGAGACCCCGGAGCCCCUCCCCGCCAGUGAACUUCAUAUUCUCCCCCUCAACCCCUGAGGCCCCAAUUCAAGGGCUGACCCAAGUCGGCCCCCGCCCCCAACCGCGGAGAGGGCCACCGACGGCGGGAGGGCGCGCAGCUGUCGCGGCCCAGACAACUGGCGGCGGGAGGAGAGGACGGAGAGGCGGGGAAGAGGAGGCGGCGGCGCAGGGCUCCCGGGGACAGGCCGGGUCAGCGGCUCUGGCAGGGCCGGACACAAAGCCAGGGCACCGGGAGCGGUUCUCCUCAGUGACGUGCAGCACACCUGGGGGGUGAAGGAAUUGGGGGGGGUGUCCUCUUUCCCCAACCUGCCCCAGGUUGGGUGGGCCGAGCUGAGCCCCUAAGUCCCCACCUCCUUGGUUGGGCUAAGAGUGUCCCUGUCCUGGAACUGAAAGGCCAGGGUCACAAGACACGACCUGGUGGUGGAAUGGGUGAAGCGCCCUAAGUGAAACCUUGCUCGACCUCCCUCCCAGUAAGAAGGACAAGGACAUUGCACUCUAGGAUGGGUAGCGAUUUUUCCUUCUG